AACUGAAAUAAAAUCAGAAAAAUAAACGUCAGCCCCAUCAGUCACCGCCACCGCCAUUUUUUUCUAUUUACGACACAAAUCGACGUGGAUAACGCGACAAAAUGCACAUUAGCUACAAUAACAUAAAAUUAUUCCGUGUCAACGUACCGAAAUUCGUGUAACAACUAAACAUGGCGUGUCACACAAAGGCAAUCGCCAAUAAACUCAAAGACGAUGAGUCGACGAUAUUCAAGGCACCCCGUUUACUGGGUCCGAGUGUGGAAUCAAAAUUUGACGAAUUAAAAUACGAAGUGAUUAACAAGAUUGAUAAAGAACUAACUGACUCUCAGAACGCUAGAGACUACAUUUCCCAGAAGUACGAUGAGCUUUGCAACAAGAUACAAUAUUUGACGGAGUUGGAUGCUACUGUGACCGGUUUCCGAAGUGACGUCAAAGCUAUUGAGAAGCAGAUCACUGAGCUCUCGUUGAGAGUAGAUGAUAUCGAGAAGAGAACGAUUUGUAGAGAGUGUCCUUCGCUCACUUCGUCCAUGUAUUGACUAAUAAAUUGUCCUUUUAUAUAGC
This is a messenger RNA of Spodoptera frugiperda (fall armyworm), 561 nucleotides long. RefSeq lists its product as uncharacterized. The coding region runs from base 171 to 536 and encodes 121 amino acids. The record is from RefSeq and is a predicted model, not a curated record. NCBI's taxonomy places the organism in Eukaryota, Metazoa, Arthropoda, Insecta, Lepidoptera, Noctuidae. The transcript has a single exon.